This is a messenger RNA of Varroa destructor (honeybee mite), 720 nucleotides long. It is a transcript of the gene RpS11, whose product is annotated as ribosomal protein S11. Gene Ontology annotation, molecular function: structural constituent of ribosome. Gene Ontology annotation, biological process: translation. The record is from RefSeq and is a predicted model, not a curated record. Gene Ontology annotation, cellular component: ribosome; cytosolic small ribosomal subunit. Lineage: Eukaryota; Metazoa; Arthropoda; Arachnida; Mesostigmata; Varroidae.
CGCCUCGGGGUGUAGGCCUGCGCAUGUUCCGGUCUUUUCCCGUGUACACAGAGAAGUGCUGGUAGGUUUCCACGUGGAUUGUAAGAAACGUAAAAAUCCACUAUGGCGGAUGUGCAGAACGAGAGAGCGUAUCAGAAGCAGGAAACAGUUUUUCUUAAUCGUAAGGCUACGUCCGCGCGUAAGCCCAUCACCGUUCGCCAUGUUAGGUACUCGAAGAACGUAGGGUUGGGCUUUAAGACCCCAGUUGAAGCAUUGAAAGGUACCUACAUCGAUAAAAAGUGCCCCUUUACUGGCAAUGUCAACAUUCGUGGCCGUAUCCUUAAAGGAACUGUUAUCAAGAUGAAAAUGCAACGGACAAUCGUUAUCCGCAGAGACUAUCUGCACUACGUCCGUAAAUAUAACAGGUUCGAGCGUCGGCAUCGUAACAUGUCUGUGCACCUCUCGCCCUGCUUCCGUGACGUUUCCUUGGGCGACGUUGUCACUGUCGGAGAGUGCCGUCCCCUCUCAAAAACAGUGCGCUUCAACGUUCUCAAAGUAACAAAAGCGCCCGGAACAAAGAAGCAGUUCCAGAAAAUGUAAACGGGCUCAUAUCGAGCCCUUCUUGAAGAAACAGACUGGCUGUACCAGUAACAUUGGUCCAGUAACACGAAAAGGAGGCUCUUGUGAUCCGUGUGUAAAGAAUAUGCUGAGGUCAGUAAUAAAGGGCCAUAAAAUAUCGUC